This is a messenger RNA of Choloepus didactylus (southern two-toed sloth), 3366 nucleotides long. RefSeq names its product myeloid zinc finger 1-like. Lineage: Eukaryota; Metazoa; Chordata; Mammalia; Pilosa; Megalonychidae. The record is from RefSeq and is a predicted model, not a curated record.
GGGCGAGGAGCGGGACGCGCGAAGCCUGCUGGGAAACGUAGUCCGGCCGGGGAGGGCAGGCCGGCGAGCGCGCAUGCUCAUGGACGGCCGAGCGCCCGCUGGGCAUCGAGGUGAGGGCGAGAUCCGGGCCGGCGACUGCAGAUGUGGGAGCCACGCUGCCCAGCAGGCCUGGGAGCGCGAGGCAGGGACCUGUACACUCCUGCAUACAGGCCUGGCCGGGACGCGCGGAGCCAUCAGUCACCGCGCAUUGUCAAGGCAACGGGUUCUGUGAGGCCCACCCCCAAUUGCCAUAACGCCCCCACGACCUGCCGUCGCUCCCGAAAACGGAAGUUGCCCGCCUAGAUUUCUGGGAAAUGUAGUUUGGGGACCUCCAUGGGGUCCGGCCGGCUUAGUGAUAGCCCGGGGAUUCAGGUUGACGUGGGACCUUGAGGCGCAGAGAUUUGACCCACAGGGUCAGGCGGCCACCAAAAUCGAUUCCACCCAUCGAGAUGAUUUCUGCGGGGACAACUUAUUAAUAAACUCAGAUUCCUCCAUAAAGCCGAUGCUUUACCCACAACUGCAGAAGCUGUAGCGUGGACAGGAUUCAUCCCCAUUCGCAGAGGAAGAGAAGACUGAGGCUCACAGUCUCAGCGAUCUAACAAGGUCAUGUAGUAAAUGACCUUACAGAAGCUCGGACCUAGGAGCAGAAGCUCAACCUGGUUUGUAAGCUCCCAGUUCAUUGCUCUCUGGGAUUUUGCAGAUGCCUUCAAAUCUCCCUUAUUACUUCCCAGCCCCAGCUGAAUUAGGGACCAGAGGCCUGAGCUACUUGCAGAAGAUGAUUGGGAAGAAAACUAUAGGGCAUUAUGUGGUGUGAUGCUGGGCUCAGAGGUUGGGGCUGAGGAAGGGAGGGUGCUGCCUGGAGCUGGUCCUCACAGAUGACCUUGCAUAUUGGAUGGGGGAGACCAAGAGGACAAAGGCUUCCAUGUGGGACCAGUCUUGGGGUGGACACUGGCCUUGGAGACCCAGCCCUGUCCUCACAAUGAGGCCUGCUGCACUGGGCUCCCCAGGCCCUUCACCCCUGGAGGAUGAGGGGCCCAUCACGGUGAAGCUGGAGGACUAUGAGGAGGAGGGCGAGGCUGCCCCAUGGGACCCUGGACCUGAAGCUGCACGCCUGCGUUUCCGGCACUUUCGCUACCAGGCGGUGGCAGGUCCCCGCGAGGCUCUGGCCCAGCUUCGUGAACUUUGUCGCCAGUGGCUGCGGCCCGAAGUGCGCUCCAAGGAGCAGAUGCUGGAGCUGCUGGUGCUGGAGCAGUUCCUGAAUGCACUGCCCCCCGAGAUCCAGGCCUGUGUGCGGGGGCAGCGGCCAGGCAGCCCUGAGGAGGCUGCAGCCCUGGUAGAGGGUCUGCCCUGGGAGUCCAGUGGCCCUCGGAGAUGGGUCACAGUUCAGGUACAAGGCCAAGAGGUACUAUCUGAGAAGAUGGAGCCCUCCAGCUUCCAGUCCCUACCUCAAACCAAGCUGCCGACUCCAGAUUCUGGGCCCGAGAUAUCCCUUGAGGCCAUGCAGGAGUCACCACUUCACGUGAAAGAGGAGCCCGGGGUCACAGAGGAACCAGCGCUGGAGUCCGAGCCUCUGGCAGCCACCCAGGAGGCCGUGCCUGCCCUCCUGCCAGAGGAGGCCCAGGUGAGGCCACGGUCUAUGGGAUGGCACUGGGAUCGCGGGCCUCUCCCUGCAGCGAAGCUGGGCCCAGGAGGACCCUCAUGGAGGGAGCACCCGGGAGACUUGUGGCAGGAGGAAGCCGGAUGCAUCUUCUCCCCGGGGCUUGUGCUCCGGAGGGACAGUGACUCUUCAGGCCCAGCCACCAUGAACCCCCACAUCCACGUUCCCUGGGACCUAAGGGUGGCCAGCCUUGUGGGCCGGAUCCAGUCACCCUCCCGGGAAGGUGGCGUCACCCACGCCCUCAUAAUCCCCAGCAACCCUGGAGGUGAACAGGGCCCCGCCAGUGAGGACCCCCGCCGGGGUGUGGGCCCUGCCCUGGCUGCUGCCCGCUGGCAUGUCCCCAGAGGCCGAGCUAGAGGCCGGGGUCGCCCCAGCACGGGCGCCGGGGCGGUGCGGGGCGGCCGCUGUGACGUGUGCGGCAAGGUCUUCAGCCAGCGCAGCAACUUGCUGCGGCACCAGAAGAUCCACACGGGCGAGCGCCCGUUCGUGUGCGGCGAGUGCGGCCGCAGCUUCAGCCGCAGCUCGCACCUGCUGCGCCACCAGCUCACGCACACCGAGGAGCGCCCGUUUGUAUGCGGCGACUGCGGCCAGGGCUUCGUGCGCAGCGCGCGCCUGGAGGAACACCGGCGCGUGCACACAGGCGAGCAGCCCUUCCGCUGCACCGAGUGCGGCCAGAGCUUCCGGCAGCGCUCCAACCUACUGCAGAACCAGCGCAUCCACGGCGACCCCCCGGGCCCCGGCGCCGCGCCCCCGGCCACCUCCGGCGCGCCCGAGCCCCCAGGGCCAUUCCCUUGCAGCGAGUGCCGCGAGAGCUUCGCUCGGCGUGCCGUGCUACUAGAGCACCAGGCGGUGCACACAGGCGACAAGUCCUUCGGCUGCGUCGAGUGCGGCGAGCGCUUCGGUCGCCGCUCUGUGCUGCUGCAGCACCGGCGGUGCACAGCGGCGAGCGGCCCUAUCGCCUGUCCCGAGUGCGGCCAGAGCUUCAGGCAGCGCUCAAACCUCACGCAGCACCGGCGCAUCCACACGGGCGAGCGGCCCUUCGCCUGCGCCGAGUGCGGCAAGGCCUUCCGCCAGCGGCCCACGCUCACGCAGCACCUGCGCGUGCACACGGGCGAGAAGCCCUUCGCCUGCCCCGAGUGCGGCCAGCGCUUCAGCCAGCGCCUCAAGCUCACCCGCCACCAGCGGACGCACACCGGCGAGAAGCCUUACCACUGCGGCGAGUGCGGCCUGGGCUUCACGCAGGUCUCGCGGCUCACCGAGCACCAGCGCAUCCAUACGGGCGAGCGGCCCUUCGCCUGCCCCGAGUGCGGCCAGAGCUUCCGGCAGCACGCCAACCUCACGCAGCACCGGCGCAUCCACACCGGCGAGCGGCCCUACGCGUGCCCCGAGUGCGGCAAGGCCUUCCGCCAGCGGCCCACGCUCACGCAGCACCUGCGCACCCACCGGCGCGAGAAGCCCUUCGCUUGCCAGGACUGCGGCCGUCGCUUCCACCAGAGCACCAAGCUCAUCCAGCACCAGCGCGUCCACAGCGCGGAGUAGCCAGCCCCACGAGCGCGGUGUCCCCCUCUACACCUCGCUGUGUCCUCUGUUCGGGGAGGCAGAGCACCUACCUUACAGGGUUUGUGGUGAGGCCAGCUGUCACAUAGGUACAAGCGGCCGGCCCAGGACUU